AUGAGCGUUCACACGCCCACGGCAGAGAAGCCGCUCCCCGACUUCGACAUUGUCUCCACCUACCGCUCCAUCCUCGCCGGCGACACCGAGCUCACCAUGCCCGUCGCCGCCAUCGAAGCCCUUGUAGAAGCCAUAGCGCACUCGAGCGUAUCCACCGUCGCCGAAACCCUUGCCCUCCUCGAGCACCACACCGCCGUCCUCAAAGCCUCCAUCGCGAAUCCCAUUUCCCUCUCCGCGGGCACAGAUCUCUUUCAGCGGUACCUCAUUACCACGCUAAAUAGGCCUGCGGCUUUGAACCUAGGCCCAGGCGAUGAUUUCAGGGCAAUUAGGAAUCACUUAUUGAGCAAUGGGAGGUUGUUCGUAGAGCGCGCGAAGCAGAGCAGGGAGAAGAUCGCCAGCUUCGGCAAGCAUUUCAUCCGCGAUGGGGCGACGGUGCUCACCAACGGCGGUUCAAGAGUUGUCGGUGCACUGCUACGACGCGCAGCCGAAUCCAGCACCAUGCGUUUUCGAGUCGUAUACGUCCUCUCAGAUUCGAAGUCGUCGGAUCUCAAGGAGGGAGACCAGAUCGUAGCCGACCUACGGGCGCACAACGUCCCCGUCGCUACAAUCCCCGACUCUGCCGUUGCCUACUCCCUCGGCGAAGUCGACAUGGUCAUUGUCGGCGCGGAAGGCGUCGUCGAGAACGGAGGCAUCAUUUCGAGACUGGGAACGUACCAGAUGGGCUUGCUGGCUAAGAGCAAAGGAAAGCCUUUCUACGUCGUCGCAGAGAGCCAUAAAUUCGUCAGGCUGUAUCCGCUCAGCCAGUUUGAUCUUCCCAUCGAGCAGAAGGUGCUCGAGUUCCGGGUCGCCGACGACACCAAAGGCGCGGCUUCCAAGGCUUCGGAGGACGAGGGCAUAGCAGACAUGAACGGCACAAAGGCGAAGUGCUCAGGCCUCAAUGCCGACGAUGCUGUUGACUUCACACCGCCCGAUCUCAUUUCAGGGAUCAUCACAGAGUCCGGCGUGCUGACGCCCUCCGCGGUGUCAGAGGAGCUGAUCAAGAUCUGGUUCUGA
This is a messenger RNA of Didymosphaeria variabile, 1053 nucleotides long. It is a transcript of the gene GCN3, whose product is annotated as translation initiation factor eIF-2B subunit alpha. Gene Ontology annotation, cellular component: eukaryotic translation initiation factor 2B complex. Bases 1 to 1053 code for a protein of 350 amino acids. Gene Ontology annotation, molecular function: translation initiation factor activity; guanyl-nucleotide exchange factor activity. Lineage: Eukaryota; Fungi; Ascomycota; Dothideomycetes; Pleosporales; Didymosphaeriaceae. Gene Ontology annotation, biological process: translational initiation. The record is from RefSeq and is a predicted model, not a curated record. The transcript has 2 exons.